CUCGCGCCGUGGGGUGAGUGAGCCGACCUGCCUUGCUGCACUGUGAGGAAUUAGCUCGCGGCGUUUGAGGAGACCGGAGUCCAGCCAUGCCUGCGGAGCGGCCCGCGAGCAGCAGCGGGCCCUUGGCUCCAGAAAUGGCUGAGCAAACGGAGCCUGCAGUGAUUACCCCAGCCAUGCUGGAGGAGGAAGAACAGCUCGAGGCUGAGGGACUUGAGAAGGAACGGAAGAUGUUAGAAGAGGCUCGAAAGUCUUGGGACAGAGAGUCCACUGAAAUUCGGUACCGCAGACUGCAGCAUUUGCUUGAAAAAAGCAAUAUCUACUCAAAAUUUUUGUUGACUAAAAUGGAACAACAGCAGUUGGAGGAACAGAAGAAAAAAGAGAAGUUGGAGAAAAAAAAACGGUCAUUAAAAGUUACAGAGGGUAAAAAUUUAAUUGAUGGAAAUGAAGAGAAUACAGUCAUGAAAAAGAAAAGAGGAAGAGAAGAUGAAUCUUAUAAUAUUUCAGAGGUCAUGUCAAAAGAGGAAAUUUUGUCAGUGGCUAAAAAACAUAAGGAUAAUGAGGAUGAAAACUCUUCCACUACUAAUCUUUGUGUAGAAGAUCUUCAGAAAAAUAAGGAUUCAAAUAGUAUGAUUAAAGAUAGAUUGUCUCAAACUGUUAGGCAGAAUUCUAAAUUCUUUUUUGACCCAGUUCGGAAAUGUAACGGACAGCCUGUACCCUUUCAACAACCCAAGCAUUUCACAGGAGGAGUGAUGAGGUGGUACCAAGUAGAAGGCAUGGAAUGGCUUAGGAUGCUUUGGGAAAAUGGAAUUAAUGGCAUUUUAGCAGAUGAAAUGGGUUUGGGGAAGACGGUUCAGUGCAUUGCUACAAUUGCUUUGAUGAUUCAGAGGGGAGUACCUGGACCUUUCCUUGUUUGUGGCCCUUUGUCUACACUUCCUAACUGGAUGGCUGAGUUCAAAAGAUUUACUCCAGAAAUUCCUACUCUGCUGUAUCAUGGAAACCGGCAGGAACGUCGAAAAUUAGUAAAGAAUAUUCACAAAAGACAAGGGACGUUGCAGAUUCAUCCUGUUGUAAUCACAUCAUUUGAAAUAGCUAUGAGAGACCAGAAUGCUUUACAGCAUUGCUAUUGGAAAUACUUAAUAGUAGAUGAAGGACACAGGAUUAAGAAUAUGAAGUGCCGGCUAAUCAGGGAGUUAAAACGGUUCAAUGCUGAUAACAAACUUCUUUUGACUGGUACUCCCUUGCAAAACAAUUUAUCAGAACUUUGGUCAUUGCUAAACUUUUUGUUACCAGAUGUAUUUGAUGACUUGAAAAGCUUUGAGUCUUGGUUUGAUAUCACUAGUCUUUCUGAAACUGCUGAAGAUAUUAUAGCUAAAGAAAGAGAACAGAACGUUUUACACAUGCUGCACCAGAUUUUAACGCCUUUUCUACUGAGAAGACUGAAGUCUGAUGUUGCUCUUGAAGUCCCUCCUAAGCGGGAAGUGGUUGUUUAUGCACCACUUUGCAAUAAACAAGAGAUCUUCUAUACAGCUAUUGUGAACCGCACAAUUGCAAACAUGUUUGGAUCUUGUGAGACGGAAACAGUUGAGUUAAGUCCUACUGGAAGACCAAAACGGCGAAGUAGAAAGUCAAUAAAUUACAGCGAACUAGAUCAGUUUCCUAGUGAAUUAGAAAAACUAAUAAGUCAAAUACAGCCAGAAGUAAAAAGAGAGAGGACUGUUGUGGAAGGUAAUAUCCCUAUAGAAUCUGAAGUUAAUCUGAAGCUGCAGAAUAUAAUGAUGCUACUUCGAAAGUGCUGCAAUCAUCCAUAUAUGAUUGAGUACCCUAUAGACCCUGUCACACAGGAGUUUAAGAUUGAUGAAGAAUUGGUAACAAAUUCUGGGAAGUUCCUAAUUUUGGAUCGAAUGCUGCCAGAACUUAAAAAAAGAAGUCACAAGGUUCUGGUUUUUUCACAAAUGACAAGCAUGUUGGACAUCUUGAUGGAUUAUUGCCAUCUUAGAAACUUUACCUUUAGCAGACUUGAUGGGUCCAUGUCUUAUUCGGAAAGAGAAAAAAAUAUAUACAGUUUCAACACGGAUCCAGAGGUUUUUCUUUUCUUAGUGAGUACACGAGCUGGUGGCUUAGGCAUUAAUUUGACUGCAGCAGAUACAGUGAUCAUUUAUGAUAGUGAUUGGAAUCCUCAGUCUGAUCUCCAGGCCCAAGAUAGAUGUCAUAGAAUUGGUCAGACAAAGCCAGUUGUUGUCUAUCGCCUUGUAACAGCAAAUACUAUUGACCAGAAAAUUGUGGAAAGAGCAGCUGCUAAAAGAAAGUUGGAGAAGCUGAUAAUCCAUAAAAAUCAUUUCAAAGGUGGUCAGUCUGGGUUAAGUCAAUCUAAGAAUUUCUUAGAUGCAAAGGAAUUAAUGGAGUUAUUAAAAUCUAGAGAUUAUGAAAGGGAAGUAAAAGGAUCCAGAGAGAAGGUCAUUAGUGAUGAAGAUCUAGAAUUGUUAUUAGAUCGAAGUGAUCUCAUUGAUCAAAUGAAGGCUUCAAGACCAAUUAAAGAGAAAACGGGGAUAUUCAAAAUACUAGAAAAUUCUGAAGAUUCCAGUGCUGAAUGUUUGUUUUAAAGGGAAGCAAAAUGGAUUUUAAAAACUUUUGUUUACAUCCAUUCUGGUAAUUUGCCUGUUGGCUUUGAAAUUCAUAUUGUUCACUUUACUUUUAUGAUUAUAUCAGUUAAUAUACUGUAACUAGUAUUAUUGCAUACUUGAUAAUUUCGUGGAUUUUAUUUAGUAUAAAAUUCCUGUAAAUUUAGAUUUUCAGUUAGUUUUUGGGACUGGGUAGUACUUUUGAGUUUUGUUAUUAUGUACUUAACCAUUGCCAAGUUUAUCAGUCUUCCUGUGGAAGUUUAGUAAGUGUCUCCCCCACCCCCUUUAGUAAUAUAAUUCAUGGGAUUUUUGACUUCAGUUAUGGAGCAGGCUUUUGGUAGGGGAGAGAUUGAUUGAAAUUGUACUUUCUGUUGCUGAAGUAAAGUUUUUGAGUUUUCAGUCAAUAAGAUGACUUAUCAAAUAAAUGUUUAUUGUAAUAUGAUCUGGUCACAUUAUUUUGUCAGAAAACUAAUGAUUUAGUUAAAAUAGUAAGGCUUAUUUAAUACUAGGAUUCAACAGUAUUGUAUGAACUGACUUCAUUGUUUUGUAAGGAUAUCAUAUAACAAUUUUGUAAGAAAAGUUCAAAGAAAAUGUAAGAUCUUGAUUUAAAAAAAAAA
Messenger RNA from Rattus rattus (black rat), 3235 nucleotides. RefSeq names its product helicase, lymphoid specific (gene Hells). Gene Ontology annotation, molecular function: ATP-dependent chromatin remodeler activity; ATP binding; chromatin binding. The record is from RefSeq and is a predicted model, not a curated record. Bases 87 to 2600 code for a protein of 837 amino acids. Gene Ontology annotation, cellular component: pericentric heterochromatin; nucleus. Gene Ontology annotation, biological process: negative regulation of gene expression via chromosomal CpG island methylation; pericentric heterochromatin formation; DNA methylation-dependent constitutive heterochromatin formation. Lineage: Eukaryota; Metazoa; Chordata; Mammalia; Rodentia; Muridae. The transcript is spliced from 22 exons.